CUUGCUGAAUAACUGCUCAAGGCCCCACCCAACUCCUCUCUCUCUCUCUUUCUCUCUCUCUCUCUCUCUCUCUCUUCCCUUCUUUGCAUGAACUUUGAAUUCAAAGGAUGAAAAUCUUUCUUCUCAUAAUACAUCAUUCGUUCUCUGUAAAUUUUUUAGGGUGGUUUUAAGAUCUCAACUUAAAGAAGAAAUGAAGCAAAAAUUAAGCACUUAAAAUUUGCACAUGGAAUACUGCUUGUCUUGGAGCCGUUUUGUCUUCUCCCUCUCAGUAUUUGCCGACCAUAGGAAGUAUUUUUGAACUUUUUUUCUGUGAAAAUAACCUUCGUUGAGUUCAAUAAAGAAGAAAAUUGUUUUGCGUGGACAGUAUUGUAGCUCCAAGUGUCUCAGUUUUCUGGGCCAGUGAAUACCCAGAUCUUUUAAUAGGCUCUUAAACCGAUUCUAUUGUGUUUUUUAGAGCUUGAAAAAGAAGAAAAAAGGAAGGGAAAUAAGUGGGUUUGUGUUUUCCAAACACUCAUGAGCGUCUCUUUCUGGGGCUUAAAAAGGAAGGGGAAUAAGUAUGUGUGUGUGUGUGUGUGUGUUUUCCAACCAUUCAUGAGCUUCUCUUUCUGAGGCUUGAAAAGGAAGGGAAUUAAGUUGGGGUAUGUUUUCCAACCAUUCAUGAGCUUUCUCUUUCUGGGCUUACUUUGUUAAGGCACUCUAGAAUAAUUAAGAUACCAUUUACAAGAUUGAAAGUGGAAACCAAGAAAGAUUCUACUUCCAUUCAUUGUCCCUUUCCUUAUCAAAGUUUGUGUUUUGUUUCUUGUUUCAUAAAAGGAGAUAACUUAAGCACUACACUUGUCUAGUCAGUCUCCAAAGUAGUAUGUUUUUCACUUCUGAUAAAACGAGGAGUUGAACUACCUCUUGGUUGAUUCUCCAAGCUUCAUUACUAAUCUCACAAGUUCCAACCUUGAGUUUCUAGUCUCUGUUGUUUUCUUGAGCAAACCUACUUUUGGUAUUCAAGAAUCUAGAUUUUAAGCAUGUGGUUCUUGAGAUACUGAAUAAUAUUCCAUCGUCAAAGUUUCUGGUGUUUAGAAAUGCAGAAUAAAGUUUAAAGCAAGAUUCUUGUUUUGUGACUGAUCUGAUAAAAGUGGUGAGUUUUUAUCCUUUUGAUCUUAAAAUAUGGCUACUAAGCUCCACAACCAAGAGAGACUACCAGGGAACCUCAAGAAACAGCUUGCUCUUGCUGUCAGGAGCAUUCAGUGGAGCUACGCCAUCUUCUGGUCCAUUUCAGCAAGACAACCAGGAGUGUUGGAGUGGGGUGAUGGGUACUACAACGGAGAUAUUAAAACAAGGAAGACAAUUCAAUCCAUAGAGCUUGAUGAAGAUGAAUUGGGUUUACAGAGAAGUGAGCAAUUAAGAGAACUCUACGAGUCACUUUCAGUUGGUGAAGCCAGUCCACAAGCUAGAAGACCUUCAGCUGCAUUAUCUCCAGAAGAUCUCACUGAUACAGAGUGGUAUUAUUUGGUUUGCAUGUCCUUCAUAUUCGACAUUGGCCAAGGCUUGCCAGGAACAACAUUAGCAAAUGGUCAUCCUACUUGGCUAUGCAAUGCUCAUUAUGCAGAUAGUAAAGUAUUCAGUCGCUCUCUGCUAGCUAAGAGUGCAUCAAUUCAGACCGUGGUUUGCUUUCCAUUUAUGAGAGGUGUGAUUGAGCUGGGUGUGACUGAGCAGGUUUUGGAGGACCCAAGUCUCAUUAAUCACAUAAAAACAUCAUUCUUGGAGAUCCCGUACGCAGUAGCUGCCCAGAAUUCUAGUGCAAGAAGUGACAAAGAGCUUGCAUGUGCCACCUUCAAUCGUGAAACACUUGACACCAAACCGAUUCCAGUUAUAGGAUGUGGAGAAAUAGACAUAACUUCCCCUAACCGCAAUUCAAAUGAUCAGUUGGCUGCAGAUUCGAUUAUGGUUGAAGGGUUAAAUGGAGGAGCUUCCCAAAUGCAAAGUUUGCAGUUCAUGGAUGAUGACCACAGUGUCCAUCAUUCCUUGAAUUCUAGUGACUGCAUAUCUCAAACAAUUGUAGAUCCUGUGAAGGUUGUUCCUAUUUUGAAGAAUGUGAAGGUAAAUAACCAGAAUCAUCUGGAUGUUCAAGACUGCAAUCACACGAAGCUGACUUCAUUGGACCUUCGAAGCGAAGAUUUUCAUUAUCAAAGUGUUCUCUCAUGUCUCUUAAAGACCUCCAAUCCAUUGAUUUUAGGACCCGAUGUCCAGAAUUGUUACCAGGAAUCGAGCUUUGUCAGUUGGAAGAAAGCAGGAUCGGUGCAUGCUCACAAAUUUAAAAGUGGAACUCGACAAAAAGUACUAAAGAAGAUACUACUUGAAGUUCCUCGGAUGCAUGUUGAUGGCUUGCUUGACUCCCCAGAAUAUAAUAGCAAUAAAGUUGUAGUAGGGAGGCCAGAGGCUGAUGAAAAUUGUGCAAGCCAUGCAUUAUCUGAGAGGAAGCAAAGAGAAAAGCUGAAUAACAGGUUUAUGAUUCUGAAAUCAAUUGUCCCUUCAAUCAGCAAGGUUGAUAAAGUAUCUAUACUAGAUGAGACCAUCGAAUACCUUCAAGAGCUUGAAAGAAAGGUUGAAGAGUUGGGAGCUAACAGGGAGCUAUUGGAGGUUCUUACCAAAAGAAAACCCCAAGAUACUGCGGAGAGGACAUCUGAUAACUAUGGCAGCAAUAAGAUAGGAAAUGGAAAACAUUCGUUGACAAAUAAGAGGAAGGCUCCAGACAUGGAUGAAAUGGAGCCAGAUAUCAACCAUAAUGUAUCAAAAGAUGGUUCAGCUGAAAGUAUAACUGUCAGCGUGAAUAGAGAGGAUGUUCUAAUCGAGAUCAAGUGUCUUUGGAGGGAGGGAAUAUUGCUGGAGAUAAUGGAUGUAGCUAGUCAUCUCCAUUUAGAUUCUCAUUCGGUUCAAUCAUCUACCAUGGACGGGAUCCUUUCUCUGACCAUCAAAUCAAAGCACAAGGGAUUGAAUGCUGCAUCCAUUGGCACAAUCAAACAAGCCCUUCGAAGAGUUGCUGGGAAAUGUUGAAACUUAUUCUCAAAUCAAUGACAGUAUGGUUAGAAUUCACUGCUUCAGCUGUAAAAUUCCGUGUCGUGGAAGGCUUUGUAGAUCACAGCUAUAGAACAUAGAAUUUCCUCCACGUAGAGCAGUCUAAUAAACAGAAAAUGCUCUUGUUCUGGACAUUUGUAUUUUCUUCAAUGGUUUAGCGUGGACUCUGCACUAGAAUGAGUAGUUGACCAAA
Messenger RNA from Populus euphratica (Euphrates poplar), 3259 nucleotides. RefSeq names its product transcription factor GLABRA 3. The transcript is spliced from 8 exons. Gene Ontology annotation, molecular function: protein dimerization activity. Lineage: Eukaryota; Viridiplantae; Streptophyta; Magnoliopsida; Malpighiales; Salicaceae. Bases 1159 to 3045 code for a protein of 628 amino acids. The record is from RefSeq and is a predicted model, not a curated record.